Molecule: messenger RNA, 3759 nt
Organism: Myodes glareolus (Bank vole)
Lineage: Eukaryota; Metazoa; Chordata; Mammalia; Rodentia; Cricetidae
Source: RefSeq, a predicted model, not a curated record
GGUUUGCCUACCUUGAAGCUCCCUGCCGGUCAUUGGCUUUGGCAUCCGAAACGGAAGCGGACUCAUUUCUAUGGAAGAUGAAUUCCACUAUUGUGGAAGUUCCGGAAGCAGAGCCAGAGGAGAAAAAGAAAGAAAAAGAGAACGCACCAAAAUCUCCGUUUGGUUCAUUUUUUGACUUGUGCAACACUAAUUUGUUCAAAAUAUGCUGCGUCUGUACCCAGAAAUAUUGGAGGCGGUGGAUGCGACCCCUGAUUGUAGUUGUUUGCAUCAUUGCAAUCCUCGUCUCUGUUCCCUUGUGUGUUUGGGAACUUCAAAAACUAAAGGUUGGAAUACAGACUAAAGCAUGGUCCAUCGCGCUUAUCUUUCUGGUGUUGACAAUCCUUGUGUCCUCAUGGGGGAUUGUGCAGCACUUAGUGCAUUACACGCAACCAGAACUUCAGAAACCUAUUAUAAGGAUCCUUUGUAUGGCCCCAAUAUACAGUUUGGCUAGUUGGUUAGCUUUAAAAAACCCAAAAACCGCCAUCAACCUGGACACCUUGAGGGACUGCUACGAAGCUUUGGUGAUUUAUAGUCUAAUGGUAUUUUUAAACAAUCACCUAAGGCUCCGAUUCGCCAACGUGAUGCUACACCUGGAAGGUAAAGAUCAGCAACAGCAUCUCCCUCCUCUGUGCUGUUGUCCACCCUGGCCUAUGGGAGAAGUGAUGAUUUAUCGCUGCAAACUAGGAGUAUCGCAGUACAUUGUGGUCAGACUGAUCACCACUGUGAUAGCGUUGGUAUGUGAGCUCGUUGGUGUCUACGGUGAAGGGCACUUUAGUUUCUCCAGUGCUUGGACUUACUUGGGUAUAUUAAAUACCCUGUCACAAGUGUUUGCCGUGUACUGCGUCAUGCUGUUUUACAAAGUGCUGGAAGAAGAGCUCAGUCCUAUACAACCUUUUCGAAAAUUUUUUUGCAUUAAAUUGGUAGUCAUUGUCUCAUUCUGGCAAGCAGUGAUUAUAGCAGUGUUGGUUAAGGCUGGAGUUAUAUCGAAACAGCGAACAUGGGAAUGGGAAAGUGCCGAAGCUGUGGCCACAGGCCUUCAAGAUUUCAUCACUUGCAUAGAGAUGUUAUUUGUGGCAGUUGCCCAUAAUUAUUUGUUUUCGGUCGAACCCUACGUGCGAGAGGCAGUGAAAGGCUCCUGCUUCGACUCCUUCCUUGCCAUGUGGGAUGUGUCAGAUAUAAAAUGUGAUUUCUCGGAGCAAGUGAAACGUGUCGAAAGAACAGUGCGAGGGCAUGCUAAAACAAAACGUUUCCCCGAAGACCCAGAACAUACAGAAUACACCAGUCUACUGUCUGCAUUGCCUCGCAAUGCAGGUUGUCCACGAUCAAAUACAUCCUCACCCGUGGGCCAGUAUCAGGACUUUGGACACACAAUUAGUUCCAUGAAUAUAACUACUGCAGCCAUGCUGUAUGAAGAUAUUACAAGUCUCAUUAAUGAAAAGAAGGGCCCUCCUGAAGAUGCAGCUCAAUAUCCAGACAUGCAGACCAAUGAAGAUACAGUUUAUCCAGACAAUGCAGGCCAAUGAAGAUAGAGUUUCUUCACAGGACACGCUCUCUGCAGACCUGCUGUCUGAAGAUGCCAUGAAUGAAAUCCAAGACGAGCAGGAGAAGGUAUUUGGACCCUUCUUUCCUCUUGCCCCUGUUGAGUGCCAGAUAUCAGGGUGCUCUGUGUACUAUGGAUUGGUUGAAGAAAGAAGGCACUUCAAGAUGAAAUAUUUUAUUUUUGUUUUUCGAGACAGGGUUUCUCAGUAUAGCCCUGGCUGUCCUGAAACUCGCACUGUAGACCAGGCUGGCCUUGAUCUCACAAGGAUCUGCCUGCCUCUGCCUCCUGAGUGCUAAGAUUAAAGGUGCAUGCCAUCAUUGUCCUGCCCAAGAUGAAAUCUUCAGGCCUGUGUGGCAGUAGGAGGGACCAACCGCUCUGCUGUACUAAACCCCCGAACAGCCAUGCAAAGGUGUAUUUAUUGAUUGUUAAACAAAUAUUUCCUCAUACCAAGGUCUCUAAUCUAAUUUACAUGUCUUACUGAAGGAGAGCUUCACAUGCCCCCAUGUCUCUAGUCCCUUAUUAUGUAUUGUUUGCAAUACACAAUUAAUAUAAGUCUCAGAUGUGCCUGAGACACAUAUAUAGUUCUAGAUAAAUUGAAACAUCUCAUUCAUUAUAGCAUUUUGUAUAUCAGCAUUAUAAGAUAAUUAUCAGUAAAUGAAAUAGAUUUUUGUAGUAUCAAGAGUAUAGUGAGCUUUCAAAUUCCUUCAGUUGUGCUUACAGGUAUAACGUUUGAAGGAAAUAUUGUUGUACAAAUAGAUGGACCUUGAUAAUGAUAGCCAAAAACAACAUUGUGGUUGUUAGUGAAUUGGCUUGCUUUUUUCUUUUUGUAAUUUUUUAUGGAAAUAGCUGAGUAAUUAAAGACUCACAUGGUAGGUGAAAGGGACAGGAACUUGAGAGGCUAUUAAAUGUUGAUGAGAGUUACAUUGAACACUAAGGACAUAGAGACUGAAACGCUCUUAUGCAUUAGGCUGUCAGCCUCGUUAUUGAGUUAGGCUCCUACCAUAACCAAGUGUUCUCAACAAUUCCUCUGUCAUCUAUUUUGCUGAAGAUGUUCUGUACCUGACUUGUGAGAAAACCAGUAGAAUAAUUUGAGUUGUGGCAGAUAAGUGAAGGAUUUCUUCUGAUAUAAAUAUCAGGCACACAUUUGUGUUCUAUUGAGUUAAACUGUUUUCAUAAUUAGAAAUGUUUUAGGGACUUCAGGGGUGUGGGUAACUCAAGAGAUCAUGUUUAAAGAAAGGUUGUGGAGUGCUGUAAGACUUCUUUUAAUAUAUACGAGGUAAUAGACUAAUGAUUCAGUCUCCUAAAUCAGUUUACCUUAGCUUGCUGUACACGUCACUUUUUUUGUGUGUGUGUGCCUUGAUGGAAGGUGGAGAAUGGCUGACCUGGGUAUUUACUAAUGCCAUUUUUAUCCUUUUAACCAAAGUAAGUGAUUUGGAAUUGAUUGAUAAUUUGUUAGUCCUACUUUUUUACUCUUGAAUUUUUUUAAAAUAAAAACUUUUAUUAGAAAUCUUUUGACAAUGGUCUAUUUAUGUGUGUCAUGUUCAGUAGUACUAAUCUUCAGUCAGAUGACAAGGGUAUUAGACAUUUUGGAAGAUUAUUGCAUGUGGAGAAAUUAUGAAUACUGCAGAUUGGAUGGUCAGACACCCCAUGAUGAGAGACAAGAUUCCAUCAAUGCAUACAAUGAACCAAAUAGCACAAAGUUUGUUUUUAUGCUGAGCACACGUGCUGGUGGUCUGGGCAUCAACCUUGCAACUGCUGAUGUAGUCAUUUUAUAUGAUUCGGAUUGGAAUCCCCAAGUUGAUCUUCAGGCUAUGGACCGAGCACAUAGAAUUGGACAAACGAAGAUUGUCCGAGUGUUUUGCUUUAUAACUGAAAGAAUAGUAGAAUGUGCCGAGAUGAAACUCAGACUGGAUUCGAUAGUCAUUCAACAAGGGAGGCUUGUAGAUCAGAACCUGAACAAAAUUGGGAAAGAUGAAAUGCUUCAAAUGAUUCGACAUGGGGCCACACAUGUGUUUGCGUCAAAAGAAAGUGAAAUCACUGAUGAAGAUAUUGAUGGUAUUUUGGAAAGGGGUGCAAAGAAGACUGCAGAGAUGAAUGAAAAGCUCUCCAAGAUGGGUGAGAGUUCUCUUAGAAAUUUCACAAUGGAUACAGAGUCUAGUGUUUAUAACUUUGAAGGAGAA